GAUGCGUCGUGCACCAUUUGCACACCAGAUCCGCGUGACAGGACAAUUGAUGUUAAAAUCACUCACGUCUGCAUGACACAAAAGGCUAACCAUGAAGGCUAAGCUGUGGAGGUCGACACUGCUGUGCUUUUCAUUGUUGUUCCUUUCACGCGAUGUCCGAAGUCAAAACCGAAGAAACCAAACGAACCUGAGCACAACAGAUGGAAAGGUUCUGGUGUGUGCGCUGGAGUUGGCCUUCCUCCUGGACAGCUCAGAGAGCGCCAUGUCGUACGGCUUUGCGAAGGAGAAGGAGUUUGCGCUCUCGUUUGGUGCUCGGGUAAUGAAGAUGCAGGUCGACGGCUGGCACCUAAUGCCCCGCCUCGCCGCUCUCCAGUACAGCAGCGCCGUGUCCAUCGUGCAGAGCUUCUCUGACUGGCACAGCCUGGACCGCUUCCAGGACAUUGUAUCCUCCAUGCCCUACAUCGGGCAGGGCACGUACACAUCCUACGCCAUCGGGAACGCCACGGACCUCUUUGUACGUGAAACCAACGACAAGAGCGUAAGGGUGAUACUGCUGAUGACUGAUGGCGCCGACCAUCCACGGAGUCCUGACAUCCUGUCUGCGACCACAGAGGCCAAAGGUCACAACAUCAAGCUCUUCACCAUCAGCUUGUCAUCACAGGGCAGCAAAAAAAGCCCCAAGCUACAAGCCAUGGCUAGCAGUCCAGCACACCAGUUUGUGCACAACCUCAAUGAUCUAGGCAUCGAAGAGAAACUGCUUCAGGAGCUUAAAAAAAUAACCAGCAGUGAAUGUCCACGAGUGAAAGCGUGUGUGUGUGAGAAAGGAGACAGAGGACCUCAGGGAAACCCUGGGGAAAAAGGAGAUCCAGGGACUGAAGGACUGCCAGGACAAAAAGGUGUAAAGGGCGACAUCGGACCAACAGGACCCCUGGGACCAGACGGGCCUGAGGGACGACCUGGGUACAAAGGUGAUAAGGGUGACAGAGGAGAAUGUGGAGCUCCUGGAUUAAAAGGAAAUAAGGGUGCUGAAGGACCUCCAGGACCGAGAGGUGCCCGAGGAGAGCAGGGUCCCCAAGGGCCACCAGGGGAUGAAGGACCUGAAGGACAAGAAGGCCCCAAAGGGGAUCGUGGACUUCCUGGUGCGACCGGACCUCGAGGGGAUAUAGGUGUUGGAUUUCCCGGGCCUAAGGGGGACAAGGGAAACCAGGGAAGACCGGGUCCUGUAGGUCCGAUCGGAAAAGGAGAACCAGGCCAACCUGGACCACCAGGAUUUCCAGGGCUUCAAGGGGCCCCUGGCUUCCCUGGACAGGGGCUAGUAGGACCAAAGGGGGAUCAAGGAUAUAACGGUUCAACUGGAGCACGUGGACCACCAGGUUUUGCCCCGAAGGGUGAAAAGGGGAAUCCUGGGCGCCAUGGGCCUCCUGGUCCCAUAGGACCUAUUGGGGUGGGAAUACAAGGAGAAAAGGGGUCCCAGGGUCCAAUAGGUCCACCUGGUCCCAGAGGGCUCCCAGGGAUAAGCCUCGCUGGUGAAAAGGGAGAUCGUGGCUUCCCAGGAGAACAUGGACAACAAGGACAGAAAGGAAUUGGAGAGCCAGGAGCCAAGGGUGAGCCUGGCCUUCAAGGUGUUCCAGGGGAGCCAGGUGCUCCAGGUGAAGACGGAGCAAGAGGAGCAAAGGGUGAAACCAGUCUUCCUGGACCUAGAGGACCAGAGGGACCUCCUGGUAAAGGUCUACCUGGAGAAAAGGGCGAGCCAGGAGAGAGAGGAGCAAGAGGACCACCAGGAUUCAUAGGACCAUUGGGUCCAGUAGGGAGAAAGGGAGAACCAGGAGGUUUGGGGCUUCCUGGGGAUACUGGACCUCCAGGAAAAGGAGUACCUGGAAGUAUGGGGGAUCCUGGGCCACCUGGACUUCCAGGACCUGCUGGAGAAAACGGAAUAGGUUUCCCAGGGCCAAAGGGUGAAAAAGGGAUUCCAGGACCUUUAGGACCACAAGGGCUGAAGGGAGAUGGCUAUCCUGGACCACCUGGUCCUCCAGGCGACAAGGGACUACCUGGAGAGCCCGGUCCAGCAGGGAUAGGCUUUCCUGGACCAAAGGGUGAUCAAGGUUCUACAGGACCUCCAGGGCCAGUAGGGCCAUCAGGAAUUGGACAUGUAGGCCAAAAGGGUUCUAUAGGUCAGACCGGCCCACCCGGCCCAAAUGGGCCCCCAGGAGAGGGAAUCCAAGGCCCAAAGGGUGAGCCUGGAUUUCAGGGAUUGGUGGGACCAAGAGGAGCCCCAGGAGAGGGUUUACCUGGGCAAAAGGGGGACCGUGGGUUUUCAGGAGAACGAGGACGUAAAGGGGAUAAAGGAGGACAAGGGGAACCAGGAGAAACAGGGCCAUACGGAAGACCAGGCCAAAAAGGAGAACCCGGUCUUACUAGAGAAGAAGUUGUCAAAUUAAUUCAAUCCAUUUGUGGUUGUGGGGUGACUUGCAGAUUCAGCCCCUUGGAGCUGGUUUUCGUGAUCGACAGCUCGGAGAGUGUCGGUCCCGACAACUUCGAAAUCAUUAAAGACUUUGUGAAUGGACUGAUUGACCGCGUUUCCGUCGGGCCCAAUAUCACACAUGUUGGCAUUGUGCUGUACAGCCACAUGACUGCUGUGAUCAGUGAUCUUCAUCGACCCUUGAGCCGUGAUGAGGUGAAAUCUGCCGUACGCCGAAUGUCCUACAUGGGGGAGGGAACCUACACGGGAAGCGCCAUCCAUGAGGCCAAUCAGCUGUUCCGCUCGGCCCGCCCUGGAGUUCGGAAAGUGGCUCUGGUGAUUACAGAUGGCCAGGUGGACCAACGGGAUGUGGUUAAGCUGAAGGAUGCGGUCAGAGAUGCGCACACCACCAACGUCGAGACGUUCGUCAUCGGUGUGGUGAAUCAGAGUGAUCCGUUUUAUGAAAGCUUCAAUAAAGAGCUGGAGUCCAUCGCGUCUGACCCAGAUGAGGAGCACAUUUAUCUGAUUAGUGACUUCAGGACACUCACUGUAAUAGAGAGCAAGCUUCUGGUUAAACUCUGCGAGGGCAGUGACGGCUUGUUUAGGCAAACGCCCAGUCCUGAUCUCCUCCCGGUAACGCCCGGACUCAACAUCCAGACCUUUAAACCUUUAAUUACACAGAAAGGAGCAUCUGCAGGAACCUUAGACAGCACCAGAGCUCCAUCCUUUAACAGAGAGAAUGGGAACCGCCUGUAUGAUCCGUCGGACAUCGUGAGACCAGUCCAACCACAGACCACCACCACUGAGCCAAGCCUAAUACUGAUUCAGGAUGAAUUUAUUAAAGGUGACGCCUGCCUGCAGCCGCUCAACCCCGGGCCGUGCCGCGCGUACACAGUGAAAUGGUAUUACGAACCCAAGGCCAACUCCUGUGCUCAGUUUUGGUUCGGAGGUUGCCACGGCAACCGUAAUCGGUUCGACACGGAGAGCGACUGCAAGAAAUCCUGCGUCAUAAACAAUCUGCCUCGCUGACCAUUAAGUAAUGAAGAAAAGAUUCAAGGUUAUAAACCAAAGAGAUUUCCUGAAGCUGAGCUGCGGUGUGUUACAGGCAGGAAGGUUAAGGAGACGGAGGAACACGAAUAUGAAUACUUUCACGACAGCGGGCCUCAUUUAUCCAGUUCAUGAAGAAAAAAAAAAGCUUAUAUCUCUCACGCGUCGGUGUAAAUCACUUACACGCUACUAUUAUUUCAAUACGAUUCGCCAUUCGAUUAAGACGGAAGUUGACAUUGUGGAAAGCUCACAAUGUGUCUAUGGAAUAUUUAUCGUAAGCCAUUGAGUCGUCAUUUUGUUUUGGGAGUUUUGUGGGCGUGGCUAAACAUUCCCAAUUAAUUUACUUAAAUUAAACUGUUUGGAUUUCAUCAACAUUUGCACGAGAGUACGAAAGUCCAGAAAACAUUCGCACGCGAGACGAUUUAACGAGUGAUAAAUGAGGCCCACUGUGGGAUCACUUACCUUAUCUUUAAAUAUACGUUCCUCGACAGUAUAAAGGUUUGUUUCCUUAUAUAUUACAGAAACACUUAAUUAACAAUCAUUUCAUCAGUGAAUCUCACUCUUUCCAUAGUUUAUCACGUAUAUCAUGUAAAAUAAAAAUAAAUAAAUAAAUAAAAAUACGGCAUCAGAAGUGUCGUAUACAAUACGUCUAUGUUUAACGGGUUUCAGUUCGGAGCUGUAUUUCUCCGAGUGUUCAUGCUUAUAAUCUUGUUUCAUAGUGUUCUUAAGUACAAUAGUGUUUAAUUAACUCUAAUCAAGAAUCUUACAAAUUCCUGUCUCGCGUUAAAUUCCCUGGACGACGUCGUUCGUUUUCGCGUUCUCGCUUUUAUCACAAUAGCCUUUCCGCCAAUAAGCUGCAUGUCUCACGCGAGAAGAAUCAUCCUGCUUCGUCUUUCCAUCAGUUAAACACCUUUAUACGGGACUCAAUUAACGUGAAACACGGAGACUAAAUUUAAAAUCGGUUAAAAAAUCGGAAAUCGAUUCAGAAAACAUUUAGAAAAAAAAAUAUUUAAAACAAAAAUUGUGUUUUUUGGCUCGUGUAAAA
Molecule: messenger RNA, 4550 nt
Organism: Tachysurus vachellii
Lineage: Eukaryota; Metazoa; Chordata; Actinopteri; Siluriformes; Bagridae
Gene: col28a1b
Product: collagen, type XXVIII, alpha 1b
Exons: 35
Coding region: 92-3487 (1131 amino acids)
Molecular function (GO): serine-type endopeptidase inhibitor activity
Source: RefSeq, a predicted model, not a curated record